AUGCUUGUACUCGACGCGGAUACUGGAGUUGUCAAUCCGAAUCAUUGCAUUGAGGAAUGGAUUGACGAAUCGGUGGAUAUCCUAUUUUAUGAGCGUUUUUUUAAUUGGGAAAUUGCCGCCGGGAACUACUUGGUAAAGAAUACUCCGUGGGCGGCUGAUUUUUUACGUAAAUGGGCGAAAUACGAAUUUUUACGGCCAUUAAUGUGGGACAGUAAUGAUCAGGGUGGACUUAUGAUGGUCUUACUCAAAACACUAAUCCCUGAGGCUGUGGCGGAGCAGAACAAAUGCACCUCUUACCUGAUGAACGCUACAGACUAUUCAACCUACAUGGCGUCUGUAAUUUGUGUACGAGUGGCUCUCGGAUCGAGAAGAAUUUGGCCGGGAAAAAUUCGACUCUAUCGGAAAGCUCAUGCAUGGGUGCGAGACAGAUGGAUGACGAGUGACGAGUGGUGUGAUCACGAUUUUAUGAUUCAUGGAUGGAAAGUGAGCAGGAAUGAUGAAAUGAAAACAACACCAUUCUUAAGUGAUAUAGAUCCGAAUCGUUGUGGUGUUGGAUAUGAAGGAUGGAAUUGGAAGUUGAAUAUGCAUGGAAAUACUUCACGAAUAAGGGAACUAAUGAGACUGUCAGAAAACUAUUACAAAAUAAUUUUCCCUAAAGAAGCUCGAGUAAUUCCAUUUAUUGAUAUACCAGAUAUCUAUGAAUGUUAUCCAUAUUGUGAUAAGUUGAUCCGAAGUAAUAAUGAAACUGUUUGA
Molecule: messenger RNA, 753 nt
Organism: Necator americanus (New World hookworm)
Lineage: Eukaryota; Metazoa; Nematoda; Chromadorea; Rhabditida; Ancylostomatidae
Exons: 6
Coding region: 1-753 (250 amino acids)
Source: RefSeq, a predicted model, not a curated record